UGGAGAGAGGGAAAGCGCCAGAGAUAUUUAAUUAGUUUUGUAAGUAGGCAAAGUUUUGCUGUCUGAUUUGAACUUCUCUCCCUUUGAAUAUUCUCAAGCAAACAAAAAAAUAUAAGUACCUGCGCAGCAAUCGAGAUAAAAGCUGGACAACUGAUAUGGUAAAAUUCUUAAUUGCGUGCACAUGCAUUAAUCUAAUUUAAAGAAGAAAGGGCAACGAAGAUUUUGGAAGCAAGGUGCCCGCAAGUUUGACUGCCAGGCUCUGCCUCAGGGCACCUCCACCCUCCCUCCCUGGGCUGAGUGCUGCAGCCCCAUGCACACAGACCCCCCUCCCUCUGUCGGGUGACGCGGGUGGAAGGACGCAGGGAUGAGCAGCGAGGGGGCAGCGAAGGAGCCCUCGCCACCGGGCGACACAGAGCCCCCCGCAGAAGCCCCGAGAAGGGGGAGGGGGCGGCCUCGAAAGCCACAGCAGGAGCCUACUGGCCCCCCGACUCCAAAGAGACCCAGGGGCCGGCCCCGUGGAAGCAAGAAUAAGGGCCCUCGCGCAGUAACCAAGAAAGCAGAGCCGGUUGGGGAGAAGAGGCCCCGGGGUAGACCAAGAAAGUGGCCCCAGAAAGUGGUUGAAGAAGAAGGAGGGCAGCAGGGGGAAGAGGAGGGGGCCAUGGAGGGCCCCUCUCAGGCUCCGGCCCCUGAAGAAGGCGAGUAGGCUCCACGGCCCACACCUACCUCACUGGCUGGGUGACGGAAGCCCAAGCGCUCAGCGAGCCACGAAGUUUGCAAAACAGGAAAAUAAUAGUUUCUCUCUCUUUUAUUGCUUAUUUUUACAUGCAAAACAAACGAUAAUGUCAAAAAAAGCUGCCACUGCCAAGGUAGGCCUCUGCCUGCAACCGUUCUGGGCCAGUCAGCCACUGUCCCCCCCCCCCUUCUUAGUCCCAUUAUCUUUUACUGUUUAAAACUGUGUUUCUCAUUCGUUUCUGUUUAUACUGUAGGAGCAAAAGUAUUUUUGUAUAAUCAAAAAACAAUCAAAUGUACUGUUUACUUACUAUUUUUGCAGGGCAGCUGCCGCACUGAAUCAUUGAAAUGAGAAUCUUGCUUUGUCUCGACCCUGUUCUGCCCGUAUUACCCUUCAGCAGGGGCAGGGUUGACGUUUCAGGGGCCCAACACGUUGGCACUUCUGUAUCUGUUUCUAUGAAUGACCUGUGUGGUCUUAAGUCUCUUACUCGCCACUAGCUGAUGCCAUCCCAGCUCUGGCAGAAAGAACAGUGCUUUGGCAUCCAGCCCAAAAUGCCAGCAAUUAUCCACAAACAUUGAGUCCACUUUCACUAAGAUAACUGGGGCAAUUGGAACAGGAUCUUCGUUCAUGUGUUGUGUGUGCAUGGAUGUAUGCUGGUGUGCUUGAGUGUGUGUGCACAUGUGAGGAGACAGGGGUCGUGUCUAUAUCAGCACACUUACCACUUGCGUACUAUUGUGUAUUGAAGUUGUAUACAACUUGUAUGAAACUUGUAUGCACAAUAGUGGGCAAGUGCACUGAUUCGAACAUGGCCAGGGUGUGUCUGGUAUGCUGUUCCUAGAGCCAUGUCCCUCUUUGAUGACAUCACAUUGCCGUGUGCUCCAUGUUGCUACAGCAGAGAGGGUGGGCUGUUGGGGGAGGAGCUUCACUCAUCAGGAGCUUGGCAUAGGUGUUCUCUGUCCUCACCGACAUCAUCUCAUACCACAUGACUUAAACAGGGGUCAUGACCCCGUUGACCUCAGUCACAGGGAACCUGCACUUGAAAUGAUAUUCCCCUCUGUUGGGAAUUGGAAAAUGAAUAUGUUUUAUCACCAAAUUCAGGCAGAUAACAUAAUCAGUGCGAGCAUUCUUCUGUUUGAGCAUAUGUUUACCAGUUCACUUUCUACAUGACCUCUCACCUCAUUCAGGUACUCGUCUAUACUCAUUCACACUUCAGGUAUUUCUGCAAAGAUAUUUUGCUUGACUGUAAUAAUAAUUCAGGAUCAUAUCUCAUUGUAUUCAGUCACAGUAUAGUUGUGAUAUAUGUAUGUUAUUUUCAUAUAUUGUUUGCAAGUCUUGAUACGACAGAUCACAUUCAAACCUCAACAUAGGGGUACCAUGAGGGCUUUGCCCCCCUGACCUCCCAGUCUACCUCAGCCGCAGUGAGGAUCAGAGAGGACCGCACUGAUGCAACCCCAAACACACACAGACAGUUCAUAAUCAGCAAAGACAGAUCAUAAUCAGAAUAGACAGUUCAUAAUCAGAAUAGACGGUUCAUAAUCAGAAUAGGACAGAAAAGUACCUCCCAUCCCGGAGAAGACCCAGAAAGCAGUCACAUAGUGCUCCAUUCAGAAUCAUGUUCCAUGUAUACCUGUAUAAAUGCAGCAUUCAGUGUAGUAGAGGCAUUCUGCUUUUCAAAAAAAAUCUUUUUUUAAUAUAAAUAAUAACAUUGUCAUGCUCUUAAUAAUCAAGACAGUGAUGCUCUGGAUAUUUAAUAUGUGCUGUUAACAUGAAAGUUUGCCAGUGAAAAAUAUAUUAUAUUAUAUAAUGUUUCAGCAAUUUGGAUGCCAUUGUAUCUAUCACCUUCUGGAAGACAGGAGUCAAACUAGCCUUAUUUAGCCCAGUUAGACAGAAUAAGUUGCUGCUGUGGCUGGAUAGGUGACAUGGGUGACACUGACUAAGUCUUUCCUGUACUCUGAAGGGGAUAGAGCUGAAAUAUGACACAGUUUGGUGAAAGGAUGAAUGCAGAUAGGGAAAGAUCCGUUAUCAAGGACGUGUGCUGGUGUUUAUGCUCUUUUAUCUGUAGAAAGUCGUGAAAGGAUAUGUGCAGAUUUCCCCCCCCUCCUUUCUCAGUCCAGCCUGCAUAGUAAAACAACUGGAAAAACAAGGUCCAAAUCAGCAUCUUCUCAGACUCAUCAUACACUUUGUGUAUUUUAUGAAAUCAUAUGAAAAGAGUAUGAAAUCAUUUGAGCCACUGCAACACAGUGAUGCUGAAAUGUGUCAGUGCAUGUCUCAGCUCUUUUGGUCUCAUUUAGACCUGUCCCAAGUCUGUUUUUUUUCUGUUUGUUCCUCUUGGUUUGACUUCUCGCUCUCUCCUCCGCAAUUGUCUUCUGUAGGGCUAUUUUAAAGACGUGCUUGUUUUUUUGAACAGUUAGGCUGGUGAAACAUGAAAGUCUGGCUGGGAAACAUUGGGUUCCCAGCCAGACUUAGGGUGCAUGGUUGGUGACAACCAGGGUGAUUUGGGGGGAGAUGAGCACCAUGCUAACCCUGCUCCCUGUUUAGAGUGAUGUGUUGUUGUUGUAUAAGAAGGUUUGGUCUGUGUGGUUCUGGAGCCCCAUGUUUAUUGGGAGGUUUUCAGAAGUGAAGAAUGUGGGUUUUAGUUGUAUAUGUAAGGGAGGAGUGGCACUUGUAGAAGGGUCUUUCAGCAUAGAUAGGGUUGUGUGUUUUCUGGCCUGUCCACCUGUAAUAUCUGUAUUCAUUUUUCAACUAGCUUCCCAGUUCUUGUCAGCCUCAGGUUUGUGGGAGCAUCUGGUCCACGCCUUCUCGGUACCUGUACCUUGCCUUUUCUAAAACAUCUAAUCUUCUUCCACUCCCCAAAUCCACUUCCUAUAGCUUACCUGCAAAUAUGAAUUUUAUGUUUAUGUAUGUGAUAGGUAAUUCUGAUUGUUACAAAUGGGAUUUGAAAUGCAGAGCAAAACCUCUGAUGUUUUAAAGAGAUUAAGUCAGGAUGUCAACGUAAAACAAAACGGCAUGAAUCUAGUUUUAUAACAUAAAGAGGCUUCUCUGCUACCUGUGAGAGUUUUGGGUGGUGUGUGGAGCUCAGUUAUGAGACCAUUUAUGGUAUAAAGCCUUGCAUGUAAUAGUCAUUGAUAUGAUGGCAGUUUAACCUUUAGAGGAAUAGUAUAGAGAAUACUCUGUAUUUUUCAGAAGGCUGUUUUUUAUUUUCCCUCUGGCUUAUCAUGCUAAUUUGGAUGGCACAAGACUUCCUUCAGGUGUUCGUUGGAAAUCCUAUUCGAACUGAACCAGUACUUGUGUAUUCCAGGAGUGUGCAGAAAAGAUACCAUAUUACUUAUCUUCUCUUUCACUCUUUAUAUUUUUUUGUCAUGGAGCUGUCUCUUUUGACUGGCAUACAUUUUCGGGUGCCAGUGUAACUCUCUUUCACGGUUCAUACUGUAGUGGCGAAGGUCAGUGGGUACCACUGAUACCAUUGACUACUAUAACUCAUUCAGACAUACUUGAGGAUCACUACGCACCUCAGGGACUAACAUAGCGCUUGACAGGCGUGGUCAGUUUUGGUACACACUUUCGGUUUCUGUAGUAAAGACAGCUGUAGCUGUGCAUUGCGCACCCUCAUGGGUACAGCAUGUAGGGCUGCAGUCUGCUGCUCGUGAAGGGGUUAUUCAGUGUCUCUGUGUCCUUCUGUUCUGUGAGGAUUCAUUAUCCAGCAUUUUACCACCAGGACACUGUGCCCAGCAGGUUCCCCUGUAAAAAUCGUGAUUGAAGCUGUUUAUUUUAAUCAGCUCUACAGUUUUGUUGUUUCACAUUUGGGGGGUGAGAACAAUUCACACUUAACUAGCACUCAAUACAGCUUUACUCCAUAUCUGCCACCAUCUGGAUUUUCUUUCUCUCUCUCUCUGUUUGUGUAUGUGUGUGUGUGUGUGUGUGUGUGUGUGCACGUGUGCAUGUUCAAGGUUUAUCAAGAAAUUGUGUGCUUUUUCAAAUGUCCAUCUUCAGGUAAUGGUUUUAAAAGGCCCUUGGUUAGUUUUUUUUAUUUUUUAUUACUGUUGUUUUAAUGGGGUUUUAUUUGCCUUAGUUUUAAUCUCUGUUUCACUGCAGAAAUGUUUAAUUCGUUUAAAUUACUCUUUUUAUUGCUUUGAUUUAAUGUUUUCAGCCAACUUCUUUUCAUGGUGGGCAUACAGUGGCCUCUGUUGGACAUUUGCUAUAAGUACAGGGUUUUAACUCAAAUCUCUCAGGAGCAUAUUAUCACAUCUCUCUAAUGAUGUCAAUUGUUUUUACAUUACAUUACAGUUUUGUUUUGUUCCUGUUUUGGUGCGUUUCCUUUGGUUAAGGGAGAAAAACUCAUUCACAAUAAUGCCCUUAAGUGUGUUUUUACGUUUUAUUGAAAAACUCGGUGCUAAUCUAUCAUAUAACUUGAAAAAGCUUUGCUUGUGUUUCAAUGUCCUCAAAGUUUGACAUGAGAUGAGGUCAGUAAAAUCAUGCUGGAUUUCAGGACCUUAAUUCAUGAUUUAAACAUGUGAUAAUUCAAUGACUAUAGAUUGGCAGGGCUACUGAACUGUGCUUCUAGACUUUGAAAGCAAGUACUGUAUUUUUCAGUCAUGGGAAAAACGACUGCACAGCUUUCCAAUCAAAUCAGUGAUUGCUAUAUUAAGAUACACUUUCUCAAAUAGUCAAAGAGAAACCUUGAAUUAAGACUUGAUUUACUUGCCUAAGGUUGAACAGUACUUAUUCUCAGCAUAUAUUAUGGGUUGCAUCACAUCUGUCUUAGGAAAGUAGUUUUCUUUUUUCCCUGUUGGAAGUGGAGUGGACUCUUACUACUGUUUAAAUGUCAGCACCAUGAGAGUUCCGGCAUGCCUGCCAUUAAUUAUUCAUUCUAUUUUUAACAUGUAAUUCUUAUAGUUUGGGCAUCUUCAGGUUAAUGCAUAUGUACCAUUUGUGGCAUUGAUAUAAGCGCUGUGUAUGAGGCUGGGCAGGCCUGAACGUGAGAGAAAGAGAGAAGAGAGAGACUCCAUUGUAGGUCCUCUGGCAUUGCAGCCAAUAUGCAGUUAUUGUAAUAAGUGUAGAUAUGAAACCUUUAAUUACUGUGCCCUUGUGUGCCCUCUGUUUAGCUGUGUGAAUUCAUCACUCAUGCUUCCUGAUUAUUUUCCACAAAUUGCUCCACAAUGUUCCCUCUGAAAAUACAGGCAGUGCUAUCAUGCAAAGGCACCUGUAAUUACUGUCUAAAGACCAGCCAGUGCUUCACCAUUAUUUAAUAUGGUUUUAUUUGAGCUUUGAAUCAAUGAUCAAUUUAUGGGAAAAAUAACCAGACAUUGAAAAUGUGAGCGCAGAGAAACCAUUUGGCAUUAGGAGAAAGUAUGACCCGCCCAUUUACAACAUGCCUUCUCACAUACUCUCCCAUCAUGCAAUGUCCCAGGAAAUAUUUGGCCUGGAUUUUUAAAGGUGCCUUUGCCACUGCUCUCAGAAAGGUCAGUUACAGUGCAGUGUAGGGCAGAGUCCCAACUCUCCAUCACCAAACCAUACUGACCGCUGUAGAUCCUGUGGACUACCUCUAAAACAGGGGUGCACUGCACCCCCUCUGCCCCCACUGGUGUCCUCCACCUUGCUCUUCUCCAGUGUACCAUCCCACAAACGUAAUCUGCCUUUGUGACGUCUGUGUGCCAGCCAGCUAUUCAUGCGUGCAGCAAGGAGCAUGGGCAAAGGUGCUCUAUCUCUCAUUCCAUACUCACAGGGGAACCUACAAAGCAGUAGGGUGAGGCCUUGUGCUUAAAUGUUACAGAAUUCAUAUGAUUGUACAUAACACACGGUCAUUUUCAGAUUAUAGGCCUCAAUGCACUGACCAAGACUCAGACAGCCGUGAUUACUCAUCAGUCAGGCUCUCUCUCCAUGUGAGGUGCUGUGCAGCUAACUGAAGUCACCAGCCAACAUUGGCAUCCUGGAAGGAAGGUCGUGUAUAGGCAUGGAAUAGCUGCCUGGCAACAUUAAACCAAAUUCAAGAGCAUUGCAAGUGAAUUUAAAUGAUGACUUUAGACUUUAGACCUAAUCAGUAUGGCCAAGCUUGGUCUGCAUCCACUUGUUGGCUCUUAAUAAAUGUACAUCAGUCAAGCUAUUUUUUAUGUGUCUGGCAUCAGUGUAGAAUCUGCCCAACCAGUGGAUGGGUGUUGUGUUGUCCUCCUGCCUGUGGGGGGCAGUACAGCAAACAUCCCCUCAGAAGGACAAGCGCUAGGAGGGCGGAGCAGUGCACCUCUGCAGAUCGAAGCCACGACCGCAUACUUCUUCUCUUAAUACCUCAGCAAUGUCAGGAUACUCAUGUAUUUAUACUGCCAGUGGUGGCCUGUGAGUCAGCGGGAGCAGCACAAGAAUUGAGAUAUAUAUUUUGGGAGAUGAUUUUAUGUGCGUGUUCCAGGCUGGCUGCAAUGCCGUGUUUUUAUAAUGAAGAUUUUUUUUUAUAAGAAAUAUUGUUAUUUGUUUUUAUGACUUAUGUUACAAUUCAUGAAUUUUAAGCCUUUUUAGUAUGACAGCUCUAUAUGGAAAAAUAUAUUACUUUCUCUGGUUUUGUUCCUUAGUGUAUCUUACUUGAACUCAUGGCAUUUAACCCUUUUUAUUUGAUUUGUUCUAUUUCGUCUCUUUAACACUUAAAAGAAAAUGUCUUGUUUUUCCUGUAUGAGUGGCUACUUUUCUUCUUUUCUGUCCACAAUAAAAAUAUUACUUAUUGCAA
Conger conger (European conger) is the source of this 7439-nucleotide messenger RNA. RefSeq names its product high mobility group AT-hook 2b. Gene Ontology annotation, cellular component: nucleus; chromatin. The transcript is spliced from 6 exons. NCBI's taxonomy places the organism in Eukaryota, Metazoa, Chordata, Actinopteri, Anguilliformes, Congridae. Gene Ontology annotation, biological process: regulation of DNA-templated transcription. Gene Ontology annotation, molecular function: DNA binding; transcription coregulator activity. The coding region runs from base 365 to 703 and encodes 112 amino acids. The record is from RefSeq and is a predicted model, not a curated record.